Molecule: messenger RNA, 912 nt
Organism: Stegastes partitus (bicolor damselfish)
Lineage: Eukaryota; Metazoa; Chordata; Actinopteri; Pomacentridae
Product: G-protein coupled receptor 4
Exons: 2
Coding region: 1-912 (303 amino acids)
Biological process (GO): positive regulation of Rho protein signal transduction; phospholipase C-activating G protein-coupled receptor signaling pathway
Cellular component (GO): plasma membrane
Molecular function (GO): G protein-coupled receptor activity
Source: RefSeq, a predicted model, not a curated record
AUGCUCAACGCCACUCUAAUUCCAGCCACCAACCUCUACAUGAACUCCACCAACCCCGAGGGCCCCCGUGGUCCUCCGCCGUGGUACCAGUUCCCAGUGUGUGCCGUGGCCCCUUACGGCUUCAUUUUCUACUUCGGCGUCAAAGUGUUCAACCUGGCGGUGGGGACGCCGUGCAACGUCCUGGUCAUCUGGCAGAUCGCGACCAGGAAAAGCGACGCGUCCACAUCCGACAUCUUCAUCUUCAACCUGGCCAUCCUGGACGCCUACUUCUGCCUGAUGACGCCCAUAGAGAUGGUGAACCGGCUGCUGCUGGACGACAGCCGCAUCUGGUACUUCCAGAGAUUUGCGUAUGGGAUCAAGGAUGUAGCGCCGCUGUUUCUGGUGUGUAUCUGUCUGGACCGCUACAUCGCUGUGGUCCAUCCAGUGCUAUUCACUGGUAUCCGCGACAACAAGAUCCGCAUCGGCAUCUCUGUGGUGGUCUGGGGCCUGAUCCUGGCUUACGGCCUCACAAAGUGCACCCUGGGAGUGAUGAGCGUCAACGAGGUCUUCAGCGGAGUCAUCCUCUUUGCGUUUGCAGUCAUGGUCUUCUGCAACAUCUCCGUCAUCUGGGUCCUCCGCCGCUCCGUGGCGGGAAAAGAGGAGAUGCACCCGGUGAAGAAGAAGGCCUUCAAGAUGGUGCUGAUCAUCCUGGCCAUCAUCGUGGCCAACUACCUGCCGCCCGUGGCGCUCAUGCCCUUCGUGUCCUACUACUCGUUCCUGGUGUUCCGCUGUCAGAUCAGCAUCAGCGUGUUCUCCAUCAUGGACCUGAGCUGCAGCAUCGAGCCGCUCCUCUACAUCACGAAGAUGGAGCGAGUGGACGGCAGGUGCUGCUGCGUCAGUUUCUCUCAGAAGCCGAUUGAUGUGAAGGUCUAA